Molecule: messenger RNA, 1119 nt
Organism: Ipomoea triloba (trilobed morning glory)
Lineage: Eukaryota; Viridiplantae; Streptophyta; Magnoliopsida; Solanales; Convolvulaceae
Product: 2-phytyl-1,4-beta-naphthoquinone methyltransferase, chloroplastic
Exons: 7
Coding region: 44-811 (255 amino acids)
Biological process (GO): phylloquinone biosynthetic process
Molecular function (GO): 2-phytyl-1,4-naphthoquinone methyltransferase activity
Source: RefSeq, a predicted model, not a curated record
UUGUAAAGCCUCUGCUGAAUCACAGAAAACUGAGAAGGUAACAAUGGCUUCACUUCAGCUUAUUCUUCCCUCUAGACCCGCGUCAACUUUCCGGCCGAGACGUAGACUCAUCCAGUGCACCGCCGAUCGUCAGGCACUUUUUAGCCGCAUUGCUCCUGUCUAUGAUAACUUGAAUGACUUGCUAAGCUUGGGCCAACACAGAAUUUGGAAGAGGAUGGCUGUUUCUUGGAGCGGGGCAAAAGAAGGUGAUAAUGUACUAGACGUGUGUUGUGGUAGCGGAGACUUAGCCUUUCUCUUAUCUGAGAAAGUUGGGCCGUAUGGCAAGGUGGUAGGCCUUGAUUUCUCAAAAGAGCAAUUAUUGAUUGCUUCAUCUAGGCAGAACUUACGGUCAAAAAACUGCUACAAGAAUAUUAAGUGGAUUGAAGGCAAUGCACUUGAUUUGCCCUUUGCGGACUCUUAUUUUGAUGCUGUUACAAUUGGCUAUGGAUUGAGAAAUGUGCCUGAUGUAAAUAAAACUAUGGCGGAGAUCCAUCGAGUUCUAAAACCAGGGUCUAAAGUAUCUGUCCUGGAUUUCAAUAAGAGCGUGAAACCAUUAGCCACAUCAAUUCAGGAAUGGAUGAUUGACAAUGUAGUUGUCCCCGUGGCAAGUGGUUAUGGCCUUGCAGACGAGUAUAAAUACCUGAAAACCUCAAUCAAGGAUUUCCUGACUGGAAGGGAGUUGGAGAAGCUUGGCUUGGAAACGGGGUUUUCUACUGCCAAACAUUACGAAAUUGGCUUAGGGCUGAUGGGGUGUUUGGUAGCGACCCGAUAAAGAGGAUACAACACGACUCGACUCUCUAAGAGGAAUGUUUGAGUAACAACAGAAUACGAGGAGGGAGGAAGAAUGAUUGAUUGGUCGUUUUUUGUUGGGAUGUUUGUCUGCUUUUUCCUCCAAGUUGAGCUCAAUGUAUGAUGUGCACGUCUGAUGAGAUCCCCCACGAUUUCUCCUACCAUUUUAUUUAGAUGGAUAAUUUCAUGGAGAACAUGAUCUCUGGACAAGGAACGCACUAUAAAACUAUGCAUUCAUUGUAAUUAUUGAAUUGUUUAUUCACUUUGAAAUGCAAGUUUCUUUGGGGUACA